Hipposideros armiger (great roundleaf bat) is the source of this 348-nucleotide messenger RNA. Lineage: Eukaryota; Metazoa; Chordata; Mammalia; Chiroptera; Hipposideridae. The record is from the annotation of a RefSeq genome assembly.
AUAAAUCUCGUAUUAACCCUCCUAACAAAUACCCUGCUAUCUUCAUUACUUGUAAUUAUUGCAUUCUGACUCCCACAAACCAAUGUUUACUCAGAAAAAGCUAGCCCAUAUGAAUGUGGGUUUGACCCCAUGGGAUCAGCUCGCCUCCCUUUCUCUAUAAAGUUCUUCCUGGUCGCAAUUACAUUUCUACUCUUUGACCUAGAAAUUGCUCUACUCCUACCCCUACCAUGAGCCUCCCAAGCCAACGACCUAAAGACUAUACUUACAAUAUCUCUACUCCUCAUCUCCCUCCUGGCCAUCAGCCUAGCCUACGAAUGAUCCCAAAAAGGCCUAGAGUGAACCGAAUAA